Thunnus maccoyii (southern bluefin tuna) is the source of this 7035-nucleotide messenger RNA. RefSeq lists its product as uncharacterized. Lineage: Eukaryota; Metazoa; Chordata; Actinopteri; Scombriformes; Scombridae. The record is from RefSeq and is a predicted model, not a curated record. Bases 1414 to 4590 code for a protein of 1058 amino acids. The transcript is spliced from 6 exons.
UAUUGUGCUUCUGUUUUACUAAAAAAGCAAGGAUCUGUAUGUAAUAUUCAUUAAUCUGGAGAGGAAAUACAGUUGCAACUUGGAAAAGAGGUGAAAAAAACAUGUAUAAAAACAAUAGGGUCUUCGCCCUUUGGGCUCAGGCCCUAAUUAUUUAAAAUAAUUUAGAAGACAAGAAUCUUUGAGGACUUUGGAAAUACCUUUAGAACAGCAGUGACUGUUGCUAAACGAUCAUCAGGGUUUUUCAAGAAUAGCCAGAUUGUUUUUUGGAAAACUGGACACUAAACUCUGUGACUCCGAUGUAACAGUAACACAUGAGAGGCACAAACUGCAGCCAUCUCUCCCGGAUUGUGGCAUCAACCACACCCAUACACUUCCGAUAUCCCCACUUCUCCCUGCUGCUCCGUGGCACGGAUCACCCCUCAUACAUGUGAGUGGGCUGCAAGUCAAAUUAGCUCUCCGUCAUCCUGCUCGCUGAGCGCACCGGAGGCUACUGCGGUAAGAUGCGGCGUACGCACAAUGCCGAUGAGAUGAUGCGCAAUGGCCGAACGAGUGAGAGGGAGACACGGAGAAAAAAACACCUUUGUGGUGCUCUAAUUUAGACGCUGGGACAGGACUGAAUGCACGUUUCAUAGAUUUGUAGCCUUGUGGUUGCAGGCCGACUGGAAGGAUGCGGUGGCGCUGAUCCCGCUGAAGGAUGCUCCGGAGCCCGAGCAGGGUUGAAUAGGCUUCUGUAAAGAAUAAGGAAGCAGGGAGACGUUAAGUAAAGGACACUUAUUUCCAAGCCUGGACCUGAGACACCCCGGGGUUUCGAAUAAGGUUGUUUUGUGACAGCUGAGUCAGUCUUCGGUGACGAGAGGCCAGCCGACAAGGAGGGCACAGUGAAGCUCUGAAGACGCCAUCGCUGAGCAUGAGUCUGGAAGAAAACAAACUUCUCAUUAUCCUCUCUGUCAUCAGCACUGACAGUUGCGUGUCUGACCAGGGGCGUUUCUCCUCGUCAGAACGUAAAGGAGUGAUAAAGGGAAGCAGAGGCACAUCUCCAGCUCUUUGUCAAGAAAAUAAGUGAUUUGUUUUUUUGCUUUUUUUAAAAAAAAAAAAAAAAUCAGAUGUCUUUGCUUUUGUCAGAAGGAACUGUUAAAACAUGAAAUUAGCAAGAGAGUCAGCUCUCUCUUGCAGUGCCACAUUCUUCAUUGUCAGAGCGAAUCAUUAAGAAUUUCUUGAGAGUAUUUCAGCUAUUUCAUAAUGCUCUGUGUAUUUUUUUCAAAUGAUUAUCUUUCUACCUUUGAGCUGUCACACUCUGAGUCAAGAAUAGACUCUUGAUAGUGGCAGCGUUCCCUCUCACAAAUGAGAAUUCGACUCGACCUGACAGGCUGCAUUUUAAUAAAGGAUAAGCGAGGACGAAACAAUAAAACAUAGAUGAGGCCAACAACAGGCACCAUGCUCCAGCAGAAUAACAACAACAACUACCCCUGCCUGAAUAUGUCAGGCUCCACCCGGGAGAUGCUCCAGAAGUGCUCCAGAGCCUCUCUGCCUUUCCCCAGCCGGCUGGAGCUGGGUCUGGGAGAUUUGCCGCUGAUACGGGGCCUCCGAGCCUGGGCCCUGUGUUCCAAGAACCGCAGGAAGGCUGGAGGUCUGCUGGGAGGAGGACAAGCCCCCACAGCUCCACCUUCAGGCAGAGGGAGUUCAACUUCCUGCCCCAGGCCUGCAGAUGUGUACCUGAGCGGGGAGUGGGGUCGCAUGGGGUACGGGCUUCCCUUGGGGCUGGAUGCCAGACAGACUGGGAUCGGAGCUUUGGUAACAGUUGCCACUCUGAAGACGUCAGAGGGCAACGGGAAGACACAGACUCAAUGCCUCUUUCUCCGGACCGAGAAAGGAAGCUGUUUGUACUCAACGGCUAAGCCCGGUUCUGGUGUGACAACCAGCGCAGCCUCCAGUGUGGUCGGGGGAUGGCUGAGAGGGAAGACAGGAGGAGGAGGAGGCAGAGACACCCUAGCCGGGAGGAGGGACAAUGGGCCAACUCAGCCAGCACAGACUGGAGCAAACCGGGUUAGAGUGCGAUCUGGCCGGAGAUGGAGGAAGUCCGGUAAUGCAGCAGGCCGAGAGAAAACAGGCGCGAGCAGAGAGAGGCAGCAGAGGAGCAGGGAGGAUCCUGCUGGAGAAAUCACUGUGGAAGAAAGGCAGGAAGAGCAAGACAAAGGAGGCCUGGAUAGCAAACAGUUUCCCAGCCCGCAACAGGACGGCAAGCGAGCCAGACAGGAGAAAGAGGGGGCAUGCAGGAGUCCUAGAUGCUGCCAUAAUGCUUCUCCUAAAACCUGUACUCAGUGUGGAAGGAAAGCACGGAGGAGGGAGAGCCAGGAGGAGCAUGAGGAAGGUGAAAGUCCGAGGAGAGGCAUCCCAACCAGGCUGAACAGUGAGGUGAAGGGAAUGAGGAAGGAGCAGCAAAAGAGAGAGGAGGAAGAGAAGGAAGGCCUGCAUGGGUUAGAAAACUCUAACUCUGUUUUGGUUGUACCAAACCCUGACCUGGAAUCUAAACACUUUCGGCCAGACUCCCAAAGCGGCUAUGAUGUUGGAGAGAUAAGAUCAGCUGAGCAAAAUGAGGAGCCGAAGACGCAAACAACUCACAACAAGGAUUCAGAGAAAGAAGAGGAUACAAACAAUGGUUUCUAUUCUGAAAACCCCGGUGAAGAAAUAGUACCCAAUGUAAAUGGAUUUUCUGAUCAUGUGGGACUAGAUCGAGAAUCAGAGGAAGAGAUGGAGAGUGUGGAUGUUGAAGAGGAGCAAGGGAGCAUCAGUCAUACUCCUGCUGAAUUCUCAGUCGUGUCCAACUGCUUUGAGGACGUCUCCGUCUCCACCUCUCCUGCUUCCAUCAGCACUGCAGUCUCCCCUACCAGAACUACUGAGCCCUCCGCUCCUGUAGAGGGCAGCAUCCGUAAUGCAGGACAUGAGGCUUGUUGGGUUCAGAGCGAGCAAGAGGACAGCAAAGAGCACCUUGAGGGGUAUCAAGGGGAAGCAGACCCUGGGAUUGGGGGUGAAGAUGAACCGGAUGUUUGCAAAUUCGAGCCUCAUGACUUGUGCGGGAACAACACUGUGAACGAGAAGUUCAACAAAAACAGAAAACCUCUGUUUUUCUUUAAAAACGAGGACAACAACAGGCAACCGGAGGAGAGCGAAGCCUCCCCUCCAGGUCUCAGACACAAAGAUCCUUCCGUCGUUGAGACAGACAGUGGGAUCAUAACAGAUAACAGCGACAACUGUAGUGAAACUGAACAUAACAGAGCAGAGCGGAGAGAUGAGCUGGUGUGGGAAAAUAGAGGAGAUGAGUCAGAGGAAGAGAAUAUAAAGAAGAGAGUAAAUCCUGAGGAAGUGGAUGGAGGCGGGGAGAUUUGGAGGAGGGAGUGCACCUGCAGCGAGCUGAACGAUGUGGACGAUAAAGGUGAUGAUGAUGAAAAGUGGUACACAGAAGGAAAGAAAGAUGAUAGGGCCGUACAGGAGGAUAACUGUGAAGAAGUAAAGAGAAACUGUGCUCUGAAAGACAACUGGAGGCUACAGGAGCCUGCAGGAGACGGAUGCAGGAAGAAAGAUGAUGGAGACACCUGCGGACAAACAAACGGAGAAGUGAGCGGAGAGACCAGCGCUAACGUCACUAAUGCUGCCUGUGCUGAUUCCUCCACCUCUCUUGCACUCUCAGCGGCUAAUCCUGCCCCCUCUCUGCCCCCCCUGGGAUCCAUGGCAACCGGCCUGCCCUGUCUGGAGGCAGUGGAGGGGCGGGUCGGAACGACGGCAGGAGACGGAGAAGGAGGCCAGGAAGGGAAGAGGAGACACGGGAGAGAGCUGGAGAGCCCAGAGGAGACGCAGGGUGAGGAGGAGACCGUGGCCACUGAGGAGGGGAGGAAGGAGGAGGAGGAGGAGGAGGAGGAAGAAGAAGAUGAGUUUGGAGUGUUCAUGCAGGCGGAGGGAGAGCCGGCCUGGAGCAAGGGGUUCGCUAUGUCUGCCUCAGUGCCUUGUGGGAGCAGAGAGAGUGUUGCACUUGGAAACCACGCCAUCACCGGGGAGUCGACCCACUGGACACCAAGCUGGACGGACAGCUCACUCCACCAAUCAGACGACACCUGGACAGCCUUUUCUCAGGAUUUGUCAGAUGAAGGUCGAGACGUAGCGGGACAGUGGUGGCCGACCAGCGCUGCGGAGGAGAGGAAAGACGGACUCUCUGCGAAUCAGAAUCUGGUGGCUCUCUUUGCUGAGGCCUUCCCCUCGCUGCCUGACUCGUCCUCAAGUGACCCCUGUGACCUCGACACUGUUCCCACACUGACCCAGCUCCUCAGGGGCAGAGCCAGCCAGGACCAGGGGCUGUUGGACAGUUUCCACGACUUGAACAAAAUGAUUGGCCAGAGAUAUAAGAGAGCCAAUGGCGUGUCUCGUGACCUGCUGCUGAAGACUUUACACUUGGAGCACCCCCACACUGAAAGCAGACCUGUUCCCUGGACAGCCAAUCGCCGUCUCUCUCCCGGCCUCCCCUCGGCCAAUCAGCACGCUCAGAACGCUGCCGCUAAGCGACGGCUGUCAUAUGACUACAACAGAAACAUUAUGGAGUAGCUGUAGCGGGGUGCAGCUGUGGUCGGACUGAAGAACUGCAGGUUUUAACCCCAGCAGGGCAGAACAGAUCAUCUUCUCAAGACUCUGGAUUCACAACACGUGUGUCCCGUCUGCUCGCUCGUCUUUGGACUCAACUACUGAUUGACCUUUUGACUCUUUGCACACUCCCCUGGUUAUUUAAGCCUGUGAGUCAGUGAGAAGAUGUAACCUGUGAAAAUGAAGCGAUGCACUCCAGUUUUAUGUCAGAAGUUGUCUCCUCCAGGUCCUGUCGAUGUAUCCUGGCGGAGUGUUUUCAUUACACAUGUGCCACCUUGUUCACCACCAACCAACCUCCCAUUUCUGAGUUUCCUUUUAGACCCUAAACAACCCUAAAACAGCCGACUGAUUGUUUGGAGCGUGAUGACCUGCAGGUACAAGGUACUCGCCACCAUGUUGGAGGAAGCAUGCCUUGAUAUUUUCUUCUCUUUUAUUAUUAUCUGAGUAGAUUUAGAUUUAAUUAAAUGGAAAUAUUUCUGUCAGAGGUGCUGUUCAGGGUGGAAAUUGUCUCAUUGUUUAAUUUAAAUCUAAACUAGUGGAGCCAAAAUACCCAUAACUUGGAAAGAACAAACUUAAAGAUUUAUUUUAAAUCAAUAUCACAUCAUUGUUUUUAGGUUUGUAUGCUUACUGACUGUCUUAACUGUAUAGGUGCAGGCAAUUAGGUCAUCUAGGCUAACUAGCAAACCUCAUUCUUUGUGGGUACAUAUACAUACUGUAUAUUCUUUUUUACUUGGCAGCACUUUACACUUCUUCUCUUAAUUUUUCCCCCUUUUACCACAAGUUUCAGUCAAAAUAUUGUCUGUUUGACUCCACCUUCUGAUGUCUAACUCUACCAAAGAGAUUAUUUCUUCCUCUAGAGCAGCUCUGUCAGAAAGAUUCGUAGCACUGAUGCAGCAUUUAUGUCAUAGGCGGAAAUGGAGGGAAGCAACUGAUUUCUGUUACAACUUACAAGCAUUCAAAUAAUCAGUUAACUGAAUCACUUUAGCAGUGAGCUACAGUUUAUGAUGCUACAGGGGAUUCAACAAUAUUAAUAAUUUUAGUCACUGUGAAAGAGGAACAUUUGCUUUUCAGCACUUCUGUAUUAGUCAGUUCCAGGUUGGAUAUAAAAUACUAAAUCCCAACUUAUCUUUAGAGUUAGAGUAGCCAGAAAUGAUGUUUUUGUUUUGUUAAAGAACAAAAGAAAAUGACAAACAUGGUGGCUUGACCCUUGUAAUGGCUGGUAAUCUUUACUCAAACUGGCUGUAAUGUUAGUUUUUCCUCCCUACAACAGAUAAACCUAUAGUGUAAAAGUCUGUGCGGACGCCAACAUAACUCUACAGACGUGGAUGUCAGCUGGAUUCAUGCAAAUGUCACAACUCAUUUAACUUCCUUUUCUUGUUUUUGAAAGUCACAAGUAACAGAACAUUGUGUUAUCACACUGAAAAAACAAAGUAAAGCGUUAUUUUCCCAAAUAUGCCAGUUAUAAAGUCACUUUCAGAGUGCUAACGACGGCUCUGGAUGUGAUUAUCACUCUUAAAUUCUGUUUUACUUUUUCCAGAGUGAUGCAUGUGCUUUCAUUGUGUGUUUGCUACAACAAGGAAUUAACCUUAAACUUGUUUUGCUUCAUCAGAGAAACCAGUUUGUCUUCCAGUUUGUGCCAACAGGAGCAGCCAGUGAACAAGCCAGUGUUUGCAAGGUUACAGCAGCGAAUCAGACACAUUGGAGAGGAAAUGUUGCCUCGUGGUUUUUCAGACACACUGAAGUGGACUCAAACAAAAAUUCUGGCAUGUGACGUUUCUCUUUUUUUUUGUUCUUUCUGUCUGGCUUCCGCUCUGCUUAUCUCAUUCAGUACAUUCAUUUGAACGCAACACUGUUGCAAAACUUGAAUCUAGCUGCCAAUCAAAACAGUAUUUUCUUUUUAUAAUAUUGUUCACAUUGUGACCAUUUCAGUGACACACUGUACAUUUUUAAUUUAGACAUACUAUCACAUAUUAUCACCUCAGACAGUUGAUUUUGCUCUAUGUUGUAUAUUUCACUCGUCAACUCAAAUCAUUUGUGAUGAAAUUCAGAAACAAUCUCGUGUGUGUGUGUGCGUCUGCCAUUUGUACAAACUAUAAAUUCCUGAAAAGAAAAAAGAUAAAUAUUUUCUGAUCUGUUCAAAUGAGCAAGAAGGAUUUGUCGCCUUGUUAACUGACAUAAUAAAAUGAUACUGCGUGAUGACUGACGCUUCCUCAUGACGUUCAGAAGUUCAUGUGUAGUGUAUAAAUGUUUUGUUUCAUUUCCACCAGUUUGCACGCAAGUUAACCACUACAAGAUACUCAACACCUUUGUCUGGGCCUUUUGGAAGAGAAUUGAAACUGUCUACUUCCUAAACAGAUCUAACUGUUUUAAAUGAAACAAUGGAUGGAAGCACCUCACUAACGUCUUGUU